AUGAGCACAAAACGCCGUGGGGCAGCAGCAGCUUCCCCGGACAUGAGACUCCGCGGCCAGAAGCGACGGAAGGUGUCUGAAGCGAGUCCCGUCAGUCCCGAAGCCGAUCAGACACCGUCCCCCGAAGCCUCUGCAGAGGCCGUGGAGCAAGCCGAAGAUGAAGAAGGAGGCUCCGCAGCCCCCGCAGAAGACCAGGAACCCGAGGAGGACUUUGAAGGUGACAGUAUACAAACGGCGCAAGACAAGAUUAUGGCCGAAUUGUUGCGACUGAAGGAUGACGAUGGGGAGGACGUUGCAUACCCCUUCAUAGGGAAACCCGAUCGCAAUCUCUAUCGGGAUUACUAUGAAGUCAUCCAUCACCCGACCUCAUUGCGAACGAUCCAGAAGCAAGUGCGCGGUACCGACAGUCGCAAGAACCCUUCACGGACGACCGCGUUCCCAACCUGGAAAUUGUUCGAGGACGAAGUGGCGUACAUCUGGCGCAAUGCGAGGGAAUAUAAUGAGGAUGGCAGCGACAUUUCCAAUCUCGCAGGAAUUCUUGAGUUCCUUGGAUUGACGAUGAAGGUGACUGGACAGACCUCCGAGACCCCUGCAAAGGAAGAAGACACCCCCACCGGCGCUUAUGUCGGCGACACUUCCAACAAACAACGGGCAGAUACUGCCAGGACCCAUUCCACAAGCCAAGAAACCGAUGCACAUCGCACUUCGCCACGACAUCGAUCUUUACGACGAAACGUUGCCAGUCCUUCGAAGUCCAACGCAACCAUCACGCCUUCUCCAGCCGAUCAGCCUUCUGAAACAUCCGCCAUGCCCAAAGCUGCAUUCAAUAGGGUAAAUUCGGAGGUUGCGGGACAAGCACCGCAGCCCAGCGAGACCGCGGAUGCGCCGCACGGCGGGGACAAUGCCCCUUCGGAGACUCAUGAGAGUAAGACGACCUCCGAUGACUUAGAAAUCUUCAACUUGAAAAGCGAUUAUAAUUUAUUAACCCUGAUCACAGCCCCGGGCCCAGCUUCUGCGCCGCCGCCGGCUCCGUUCAAUGCGCUUGAAUCGAUCGUCAGACGACCAGGUGAAGACGCUCGUUCAGCUCUGAUCCGAAAUGUACAUGUGUUCACCCAUGAAUCUCUAAAUCUGAACCACAGCUUCAAUGUGCACUUUCCCGCAUCCAAUACCCUCACUCAACACAGCAUGACCAUCACCUUGCCAGCAACACACAACUUGGUGACGAUCAAGCCAACGGUGAUGCAAUCGUCCGAGCAAAGACACGUCAAAUUGGUCGCUCGCGUCGGUAUGCAACGCCUUCAUCAAUCUGCAAAUGACCCUACUGGAAUGACCUUCGAUCUGCCUCUGCCCCCUGGACUCACAACUGUUCACCUGGAAGCCAUUGCCGGUCCCGAGCGGGGUGUCGCCAGAAUUGGCCCUUCGGGAUCCGACAUUGAUUACGAGCGUGUUACCAUCUUUUUCCAGCUUCUACAGUGA
This is a messenger RNA of Penicillium diatomitis, 1476 nucleotides long. RefSeq lists its product as uncharacterized. Gene Ontology annotation, biological process: chromatin remodeling. Gene Ontology annotation, molecular function: protein binding. Bases 1 to 1476 code for a protein of 491 amino acids. Gene Ontology annotation, cellular component: RSC-type complex. The transcript has 5 exons. The record is from RefSeq and is a predicted model, not a curated record. NCBI's taxonomy places the organism in Eukaryota, Fungi, Ascomycota, Eurotiomycetes, Eurotiales, Aspergillaceae.